UGGUCCUCUGUAUUGUCAGUGUGAUAGUUUUCAGCUGGGAGGGCACCAGCUGCUAUAUAAAGAAAUGGGGGUGGGGGAAGAGAGAUUGAAGUAGUUUUUCUUGCAGGCAAGAGGAUCUGGCUGUGGCAGGAACUUCUCCCUUCUUGCUUGGACAAAAUAAUGGCUUCUAAGAAGCAGGAAGAACCCAGCCCCUCCUUGGAGAGUAGACAAGAGAAUGUGAUCACCAGAGUGUCCAACCUGCCUUUGGUGAGCAGUGCCUAUGACUUGGCUGCCUUUGCGUAUGCCUGGACCAAAGAGAACCACCCCUACGUCAAAGCGGUCCUGGAUCUGGCUGAGGAAGGCGUCAAGCACAUCUCUGAAGUGGCUGCAACCAGCGCUCAGCCCUUUCUGACGAAGCUUGAACCUCAGGUUUCAGCGGCAGGUCAGUACGCUUCGAGGGGCCUGGAUAAACUGGAAGAGAAGCUGCCGAUCCUUCAUCAGACAGCUGACCAGGUUAUUUCUGAUACGCAAAAACUGGUGCUGUCAAAAGUAGUCAGUGCCAAAGAAGCGGUAACCAAGGCUGUACAGAGUGGCAAGGAAAUGGUGGUAGACACCAGAAUGGGUAAGAUGGCCUUGAGUGGAGCGGAAGCCAUGCUGGAGAAGUCAGAGGAGUUGCUAGACCACUACCUCCCAAGGAUGGAUGAAGAGCUAGCUGAGCCUGCAGAAUCUGCACCAGCAGGAGCAGAUGCAGCUUCUGAGAAUCCCAGCUACUUGGUGCGUCUGGGCUCCCUAUCGAGCAAGCUCCGUCACAGGGCCUAUCAGCGUGCUGUAGUCCAGGUGAAAACUGCUCGGGAUAACAUCAGAGAGGCUUUCUCUCAACUGCGUCAGUACAUUGGGCAGAUAGAACAAAGAAAAGAAGACCUUGUCCAGGAAGGCGGGGAGAAGCUGCAUCAGAUAGAAAGUCAGACUUUGGACAUGUCUUCCCACAUCACCGAACAGCUGAAGACAACGUUCAAGAACCUGAUCGCCAACAUCCAAGGUUUGCCGAGCAGCCUCCAGCAUAAUGUGCAACAGGCCUAUCAUAGCCUAGAGGAGCUCCACGCUUCCUUUGCCAGUGCUCAGUCUUUCCAUGACCUUUCGAACAUCAUUCUAAGUCAAGGACAAAAGAAGGUCCUCAUGGCCCAGGACUAUGUAGAGGAUGUUCUGGAAUAUGUGGUCAAUAACACUCCUUUGUCUUGGCUUGUAGGGCCGCUUGAUCCUGUACUGGACGAACAAGGGAAUGUUGCAGAGCGCACAAAACCCAACGAGAGGGAAAGAAAGGCCUUACAUGCACCGAAACCCAGUGAGAGGGAAGGAAAGGCCUUAAAAGCACUGGAACAGAAGGAAAACCUGUGAUCUUGAGUUUCCAAUGAGUGUCUUUUUGGUUGGAAUGUAGGAUAGGGGGAAGCAGCUGAGACAGGAUUGGAGGAAUCAGACAAACUGCCAAAAAAACUUACCUUAAGCUACGCCCCUGGAGCUUUCCUGCCUUCCAAAAUAUGUGCCUGGGGAUGAGAGAUCCAAUAAUGAUAGGAAAUUAGCUACUAAGUCAUUGAUCUCUCCCUGAGGGGGCAUCAGACUUGACGCGUCAAAACAGCGGAACUGACUCAUCUUGCGCUUGUAAUUUCAGUAGUGUUUAAAAAUGUAUAGCUACUACUUGAGUGCAGCCGGUGUAUCUUGAAAGCCUGACUCUGAUGCUGAAUAAAUGUGAUUAUAGCGCGCUGAAGAU
Messenger RNA from Heteronotia binoei (common prickly gecko), 1744 nucleotides. RefSeq names its product perilipin-3-like. Gene Ontology annotation, biological process: positive regulation of triglyceride storage; lipid storage. The transcript has 8 exons. Lineage: Eukaryota; Metazoa; Chordata; Lepidosauria; Squamata; Gekkonidae. The record is from RefSeq and is a predicted model, not a curated record. The coding region runs from base 160 to 1374 and encodes 404 amino acids. Gene Ontology annotation, cellular component: lipid droplet; cytosol.